UCCUUUAUCAUGGCCGAUUCAUCUUCACCAACUGAGCUUCAGCAGAACAACAGCGACGACGCGUUGGAACUGAACAAAGAUUUGGAGAGAAUGAUUGAGGACACUGAAAAUAUGUCAGUGCAGCUGACAUGGAUGGCUUAUGACAUGGUGGCACUGCGGACCAACCCCGAGCUGGUGGCCUCUAUGAAAACACUGGAAGAAGCUUAUUACAGGUGCAGGGUUGUUGUCAGUGGAGAGACCAGAGACCAAAGACCAGAAGCCACGAGUGACAAAUGUCCAGAGUCUGCUGUUACAACACUCACUCCAAUGCAAUGUCAUCAUUUGUUUUCAGUCCACAAGCACUUUGAAUGA
This is a messenger RNA of Scomber japonicus (chub mackerel), 351 nucleotides long. It is a transcript of the gene syce3, whose product is annotated as synaptonemal complex central element protein 3. The record is from RefSeq and is a predicted model, not a curated record. Gene Ontology annotation, biological process: synaptonemal complex assembly; reciprocal meiotic recombination; spermatogenesis. Lineage: Eukaryota; Metazoa; Chordata; Actinopteri; Scombriformes; Scombridae.